Pocillopora meandrina is the source of this 32595-nucleotide messenger RNA. NCBI's taxonomy places the organism in Eukaryota, Metazoa, Cnidaria, Anthozoa, Scleractinia, Pocilloporidae. The record is from the annotation of a GenBank genome assembly.
AUGCCUAGUAUCCCGGCCGCUAAAAACGCGAACAAAGAAGGUAAGGCUAAUUUAACUGAUAUUUUGGAAGCAAGGGGUGAUUUUUAAAGUUUUAUAACAUGGAAUAAUUCAAUUGAAGUGAAUUUAGUGCAAGGUAAUUUGACAAUUUUCAAUACAGGCAUGGCGAAAACCACUACAGAAGACAGCGACACCGAUGAAAGCUACGACAGUUUGCCUGAAUUGGUGGCUUGCACGGACGACGAGGUUAGAAAAGUUGAUUUUAUUUGUAAUUUCCGUGUACGUCAUUGCAUUUAUGGCCGGUGAAUAACGCGAGUUCAAAACUCUUGUUACCUUAACUAAAGGACUCCGAGGAUGAAGGUUACCGUAAGAAGUCUGCGUCCAAGACUAAAACCAAGGGAAAGGACAAAUCAACAGCGAAGGCAAAAAACAAUGGUCAGUUUAUUAUGAGACUCCGAAUUAGACAUAAACUUGAUAGUCAGUGCUGUGAAUGAGAAAUACAAAAGGAUAAAAGUAGAACCUGUAGAACUCGCUAUCACUGAAAUUACUAAAUUAACCACGUUGUUAAUUAAAAUUGAUUUGGCAAUGAUGCUUACGUUGCAUUAAUCUGAAUAAAGAUACAUCGGAAUUUAUAUCAGAAUCGAGUUACUUCGAGAGACCUGAUAGGCCAAAAACCUUUCGUUUAUUGCACUGGUAAAACCAAAGAAAUUGAUGCAAUUCAAAUUUAUUCAUAAAAGUAAUAAACCGCAUUUUCUAUCGGUUUUAUGAUGUAAUAAUCCCUUUGAUAGGUUGGGUGAACACUCGAAAAGUUUGCAAAUCCCUUACCUCUAUCUCAUAAUUUGUAUACUUCUUUGUGUUCUCCAUUGUCCAGCAUGGUUUGUUAUGCUGGUAAACCAAAAAAAAAGGAAAUGAACACACCAGCUCAAACGUCUUUGUAAUUAAGACUUUUCUGUAUUGUCAAUUAUUUUGUAAUCAUGACAAAUGAAGAGUUAAGUUCCUUCUGCUCAAAGCCAAGAAUUUGUAAUGUUAGGAUCAGUCAUUUUACUUGAAGUCUAGUGAUGACUAUUCCCACCAGUUUCUCUCUUUUGACCAAAAACAGUGGAGUAACACUCAAACUCCCAAGAUUCCCAUCACCUACUGCCAUACAUUUGCUUGUAACUGAGAUGAAAGAAUUUGGUGUGACAGGUGUUAUUAAUGUUGUAUUUAAUCAUUUGUUUUGUGGAUAGUGUCUUAAAUAUUGCAUCUUAAAUAUUGCAUCUUGAGAAUUGAUUUGUGAAAAGCAGACAACAGGAUGGCUGAUUUCUAUCUUGUUGUACUCUUUGCACUUUCCAAACCUUCUUAAAGUGCCUAUGACACAAAAUUCUUUUUUGUAUAAAUAUUUAGCUUAUCAUAUGUACAAACCAAUUCUGAUAGAAGAAAAAUUUCAAAAAACUUAAAACUCGGUUUUUUUGGGCCCUGAAGUGCUCUUAUUCUGUUUUAAACGUCUCCCGUGGACUGGUAACAAAUUAGUAGGUGAUUAUGUAGAAAACUGUGAAAAUUCUCAGUUGACACCUACAUCUUUUGUAAUUUUGUAUCUGUCAGCAUUGAAAUACUCUUGAAAUAAUAUGUAAUAGAGAUGUAUACCCACCUUCAGCAAGCUCUACUGAGAAUUGUGAUGCGUCAUACUUAAGUAAUAGUGAAGAAAUGGAAGUUGUGAGUAUGGUUCAGCCCUAUGAAGGAGAACUGCAUGCAUCAAACAGAGAUUUCGACAAAGACUGACAAAGACGGUUUCUCAACUGCAGUGUUCAGGUCAAGAUUAGAGUAAAAAAUUUCUGUUACUGAAUAUUUAGUUUGUUGUGUUUGUGUUUUGUUUUCUAAGGCGAAAUCUAUGGUAAGAAUAGCUAGUUGUGUUUGUUUCUGUUGCCAUAACAUUUUAUUCCUUCACACUGUGUGACAAAGGUUCCCCGUAGUCAGUGCUCUAGAGUUUCAUUGCUAUAGAGAAAUUCCUGGAGUAAACCAAGAACUAACUUUCGACAAAAGAAUCAGCUGUAUCAAGAGGCACAGUAAUUUUUCACCAAGAAGUCAUCAGGCAGUUUCACUGCAAGUUGCUCCUUUCCUCAGAGAUUGUAAAGGUAGAGGCUAUCGUCAUGAUCAUCGAGCCAAUCAAACCAAACAGAAAACAAACCCCAACCCUAAGCUAUAAUCAACAACAGGAAGAGCACUAUUCUUUGCUUGCAAAAUGUCAACUAAAAAGAAUGUGGAACAAUCGUGUACAGUGUGGGAACAGGCUGCUUAAUCAGCACUCUUUUUAGCUGACUUUGAUUAUCUUCUGAUUUGAAUAGUGGUACAUGUUCAUAACAGGCAUCUUCAAAGCUUGCAUGGAGCACAAGGCAGAUGACAUUGAAGAGUAAAAUCUCCUUGAUGUUGACAAUCGAGACAUGUCCAUUUUGGCCAUAGAGCUACAUCCUUCGGAAAGUAGUGUGUAGAAAUACAUGUAUAAAUGUAUUAUUCUUGUAGCUAACAUCAUUUGGCACUCUGGUCAUGCAAUACAUUUGCCCUUUCUUCUAGAUUUUUCCUUUCUCCACCAUAGUUGCCAACAUGUGUUCACAGUUUUCAAUGUCACAGCUAUGUAACAUGAUCGUUUUGGUCGCGCGCUUAAUGGGGGCACUUUUUGGCUGCCAAAUCAUACUUUCAAUGCACAAAAAAAUGGUCAAGGAAAACUCACUAGGCACUAAAGUUGAUUAUUUCUACUUUUAAAUAAAGCUAUCAACCUGAAAAUGCAAAAAAUAUUUCAUGUCACAGGCACUUUAAGAGGAAGCAGUUACAAAUGAUUCUAAAACAUUUUUAGAGAAUUAACAAACAUUUAACAUGAAUAUGUGGGGUCAACUUAAAAUAGCCUGUGAGAAUGACAGUGAUUACAACCCUUUUGUUUUUCUUCUUGUUUUCUACUGUUUCUACUUGGUUUGAUGUUUCAUUUUCUUUUUCUUUUUUUUAUCAAAUGAUAGCUGAGUGUGCAGAUAUUUGGUAUAAACUGAGCAAAGAUGAAAAGGAAAGUCACAUCCGUGUCAUGAGGAUUUACCUACUAUCACCUUUCCUGUUUGGUCAAGUUUAUCAAGAUGACAAGGUAAGACACAUUUGUUAUACUCAUUUCAAGCCUGGUUUAAACAUCACUAAAAGUGAGUGAAACCUAAUUUGUUGAGUUUUGACAUGAGAGUUUUGGCUGAAUCAAUUUACUUGUUAGACUGAAAUGUUUAACGUGUGUGUUGCUACAUUUGAUUUGGGGCUUAGUGUCUAAAUGACGUAAGGUUUUGUUAUUGAACAGAACACUUUCAUAUGUUCUUUUUCUUAGUGGAUUAACUGGGCAUAUGAUUGCAAGCUGUUACCCUCCAAGAGGUAUAAUAUUAAUUUGUUUUUAUGGUCUCAGUCAGUAGUAGUUUCAAAAAUCAGGAUUCAGUAUUACAAUUUGGGAGAAGAUGUGAAUGACACUUGUUCAGUGCUGAAUAGAUUCCUUAAGAUUACACUAUUUUUACCCAAAUUUUCUCAUUCCUUUUCUUGUACUAUUUUUGCAGUUAUGAUUAACUCCAGCCCUUUCACUUCCAAGAUAAAAAAAAAUUAACAUACAUACAUUGCUUAUAAUUUUAGCUUAAAUUUUGUGAAUUUGGUGGCCAAUCAAACCUUAUCCCUAAACAUGAUAUGUUUUCUUUCCUUCUUAACACCUUUUUAUUAGAAAAUUUAUUAAUAUUUUAAGGAGACAUUUCUUUUUGGUUACUUCUGGGAAUGAAAGGGUCAAGCUUCACAGGAAAUUUUAAUGGGAUUAAAAGGCUAGUAUCAUUGAUUGACAAUUAAUGGAUUGAUAAGUUUUUAGCUGAUAGUUCCUUCCUCAAAUUCCUUGGGGAUUAUAUCUAUGUGGGACUGGAAUCACUCAGUCAGUCUGGUAUUGGGGUGAUUAAAAUUUAUUUUCUGCUUCUAUGAUGUCAUUUGGUGGAUCAUGCACUCUUUAUUAAAUAGCUGGUGACUUCACUAGUGAAACAAGUGCCUGUGCUUGUGAAGUCAGGUUAGGACCAUAUAAGUGUUAGGUAGACACUUUCAACAAGUUGAAGGGGCCCCCUAAAAAGUCAUUGUCUAAUUGCAGAAUACAACAAAAUGUAAACCAUGCAGAUUGUUGUGUUUUUUGGUGACUUAGAGAGAAUUAGAAGCAAGUCCCUCUAGGGCAUUUAAGGGUUAAUGAGGAAUUCAGGGUAAACACCAUAUGGUAGGCAUUGUUUCUGGAAGAGACUAAAACUGUCAUAUCAAAUUUUAAAAUGGGAUAUCACUUCAAGGUUAGAAUUUUUAGGCUCUCCUCUACCUAGCACCUUUCCUGAUUGUAUUUUUGUUUUUGUUUUUCUCUACUAGCGACUUUGAGAUAAAGGAAUUGAGUGAGGAGCGUUUUAAUGUAGUGGAUUUAGUUGAAACAGCAUUCAACAAACUGGCUGAAAACGUGGUUAGUGUAGUGCUUUUGAAUUAAUCAUGUCCAAUGAGAAGACUAUCUUUGAUUGUAGUGCCCCCAUUAAAAUGCAUACUUGAUUGAUUAUUCUUUAGCUUCUAAAAAAUAAAGAUGGUUUGGUUAAGACACUGGACAUUAUGGGAAAUCCAAGAAUGACAAUGGUAAGUAUGUUAAGAUAGAGCUGAAACUGGUGGUGUUUGUUACAGACCUCUUUACUAAGCAAGGCAAGCAUUACCACUUUUGCAAACAAUUAUUGUUGUUUGAAACAUGGCUAUGUAUGGGCUGUGUAAUUAAUCUGUUUUCUGUCCAAACUUUUUUGCUUUAUUUUUCUUUGACCAGUCCCAACACAGUGACAAGGCAAUAACCUGUGCAGAGAGUUUUCUUUCCUUCAGCAACACAAGGUAAUCAGGUUUUUACUCUCUAAAAUGUGCAACGGUUUUCUUAAAGGUUACAUCAAGUCAACCAAAGGUUAUAAAGUAGUCUUUAGUGAAAAAAGAAAAGGGAUGUUUCACACAUUUUGCACAAUGGGUUGUGUUAAUGACUAUAUGUCUAUGAGCAUGUUCAAGCUUGCUUUCCUAAAAAGAAUUUAAAGGUGCACACAUCACCCAAAGGCCCAAUAUGUGGACAACCUAGGUUAAGGAGGGAAUUAAAAUCUUAAAUUGUGAAAGAAAGCUUAUGAUUUUCAAGCCUUGUCCUGCAUGGAGAGGACAGAGGUUUAGAGGUUUCUUAUUUAAUUGAAACUCUUGUUUAAAAUAUCAAGACAUAAAAUCAUUUAUGCAAAGUUAAUGCUCAAUUGCAGUUAAAGGAGUACUGAACAGAUGUUAUCAUUUCACAAGGCAAAGAUUCCUCUUGAUAAUAGUCCAGAUGUACUGUGUUGUUUGAUGUUGUUCUGGACAUUCCCCUUAGCUCCCCCCUUAACUCUCAUACUUUUCUUAAGAGAGUUUGGCUUUUAAACUCUUGAGUGUUGCAAGCUGCUAGAGACAAUGUCUAAAUUUAUAUUGAACUCUUUUAAAAGAGAUAAGAUCAAGCUGAAGUCAGGAUUGAAUAAGAAACAAGCAGAUGUGGCCCUACUUUUAGCACACAAUCAAGGUAAGAUUUCAUGUGCUUGUACAGUGCAUGAUACACACCUGUAUUUGAGUGGAAAAACUAAGCAUGUGACCUGCUUGACUUUUUUAAGUGUUGUUGUACUUUUUGUAAAUUGUCGACUUAGUUGCUUAAAAUGUAUGUAGGGUCAAAGGGGUGGCCUUAAUCCAUGGAUAAGUAGAGGUUGGGUACCUGAGACGUCUAGGAGCUUCCACUAUUGGUGGCCAGCUCCUAGAUGGAGAUUGCUCCCAUGACUGGCAAAUCUAGGCAACCCAGCCCUGAGCCCUCAGGUAGAAAAGGGAAACAGGCACCCGUCACACUGAAUAAACAGUGGAUAGAAGGAGGGAAGGGGUGCUUGGACUAUGAGCUGCCACUCCAAACAAUGCUGAACACCUCAAACAAAGAGCGCAUGGAAUUCCAAUGCGUGCUCGUAAGCAAAAACUGCUCACUACAAGAGAACACUGAUGCUCUUUGUCGUUAACUCCAAUAAAUUGCUUUCAACUUCUUUAAAAAUUGUUUAUUUUGGAUGUUUCCAAGAGGUGAUUGCAUGGUAACCAGUCAACUCGCCGACGGACCAACUCGCCGACGCCAACUCGCCGACGUAUAAAAUCGAGUAGAGACGUCGGCGAGUUGGUCGUCAAUCCAAUACAACUUAUUAGAAGUUAAACAUACAGAGAAGUAAACGAUAUUUAGUAAAAAAACACUGGAGAACAUUGGUGAACAUCAAACAGAAGCUUAAACAUCGGUGAACAUUGGUGAACAUCACCAAUGACUAUAACGAACGAGUUAUUGUGCGACAACAACACCGUAAAGACUCAUCUUGUCAUUGCUCAGAUUUUUUAACGAAAACUUGGCUUUCUAGACAAGAUCUUUAGUAAAAUGCAAUUAUUUUUAUUUGCAACAAAGUUUAAGGCGAAUAAAGCGAAGUAAACCUCACCAACAACUCUAACAGCUUCAGACGCGAACGAGUUAUUGUGUGACAACAACACCGUUAAGACUCAGCAUGUCAAUCGCUCAGUUUUUUUAACGAAAACUUGGCUUUCUAGACAAGAUCUUUAGUAAAAAGCAUUUCUUUUUAUUAGGCAAUUACAGAGUAAGGUGUUUGGAUUAUGGGAGAAAUAUGAAAAUGGUGAAAGAACAGCGGCCCAAUUAUUGAAAUCGAUGUCGAGAUCAAACGGACCUACAAGAGCAGAGUAAUUGCAUGAUAUACAUUACUUUCACAUGUUCAUCUGAUCUUUAUAAUAAAUGGAAUUUUAUCGUUUUUAUCGUAAAUCAAACGUUCUCGAUCAUGAAUAAAUCUUUCUUUAAAGUUAAAAAAAAAACAUGUGGUUCCGCGUGGUUGCUAUGGUUGUCACACAAUAACUUGUUCGCGUCUGAAGCUGUUCGAGUCAUUGGUGAGGUUUACUUCGCUUUAUUCGCCUUAUGAUCCUUAUAAACUUUGUUGCAAAUAAAAAGAAACGCUUUUUACUAAAGAUCUUGUCUAGAAAGCCAAGUUUUCGUUAAAAAAAACUGAGCGAUUGACAUGAUGAGUCUUUACGGUGUUGUUGUCACACAAUAACUCGUUCGCGUCUGAAGCUGUUAGAGUCGUUGGUGAGGUUUACUUCGCUUUAUUCGCCUUAAGAUCCUUAUAAACUUUGUUGCAAAUAAAAAGAAAUGCUUUUUACUAAAGAUCUUGUCUAGAAAGCCAAGUUUUCGUUAAAAAAAACUGAGCGAUUGACAUGAUGAGUCUUUACGGUGUUGUUGUCACACAAUAACUCGUUCGCGUCUGAAGCUGUUAGAGUCGUUGGUGAGGUUUACUUCGCUUUAUUCGCCUUAAGAUCCUUAUAAACUUUGUUGCAAAUAAAAAGAAAUACUUUUUACCAAAGAUCUUGUCUAGAAAGCCAAGUUUUCGUUAAAAAAUCUGACCGAUUGUCAUGAUGAGUCUUUACAGUGUUGUUGUCAUACAAUAACUCGUUCGUGUUUGAAGCUGUUAGAGUCAUUGGUGAUGUUUACUUUACUUUAUUCGCCUUGAGAUCCUUACAAAUUUCGUUGCAAAUAAAAAGAAUUGCGUUUUACUAAAGAUCUUGACCAGAAAGCCAAGUUUCCUUUAAAAUCUGACCGAUUGUCAUGAUGAGUCUUUACGGUGUUGUUGUCACACAAUAACUCGUUCGCGUCUUAAGCUGUUAGAGUCGUUGGUGAGGUUUACUUCGCUUUAUUCGCCUUAAGAUCCUUAUAAACUUUGUUGCAAAUAAAAAGAAAUGCUUUUUACUAAAGAUCUCGUCUAGAAAGCCACGUUUUCGUUGAAAAAUCUGAGCGAUUGACAUGAUGAGUCUCUACGGUGUUGUUGUCGCACAAUAACUCGUUCGCGUUUUAAGCUGUUAUAGUCAUUGGUGAUGUUCACCAAUGUUCACCGAUGUUUAAGCUUCUGUUUGAUGUUCACCAAUGUCCAAUGUUUUUUUACUAAAUAUCGUUUAAUUUUCUGUAUGUUUAGCUUCUAAUAAGUUGUAUUGGAUUGACGACCAACUCGCCGACGUCUCUACUCGAUUUUAUACGUCGGCGAGUUGGUGUCGGCGAGUUGGUCCGUCGGCGAGUUGACCGUAAACCGAUUGCAUAAGGAAGUUUGAAUGUAUUUGGCUUAGAAGUUUCAAACAGAAUUUUUCUACACAGGCUAGUAUGUUGGGAGUUAGUUGUGAGAGAGGGUCAAGUGAAUGACAAUAUUUACUUUUCCUACAGUUGCUGAUCAUGUCAAACAGUUAGCAGCUGGUGUGGAUCUUGCUGAACAGUUCAACAAGAGGUGCAAGGAAGAAGAAGAGGUGAGUGUAUUUGUUUGGUUCUGAUCACUAUUGAAAAGGUGUUUGUCAUUUUUGUUUUGUCAGGAAAGAAUGUGAGGUGUGUUUAUGUACUUUCCCCUUGGAGAUGCAUGUAGAAACAAUGUAAUGACUCUUGCAGAGCUUGCUUAAUCCUUGGCUUGUGCAAUGUUUUCCUUUUCAGGCAGUAACUGGUAAAAUUUACUGCCUAUAGUACCUCUUACUACUGCCUAAAAUUGCUUUGAAGUCUUGAAAAUUUAACAGGUAAAAGGGUGAUACUACCACUACUCUUUGACUUGUCAUGUAUAAAAAAUAAAGGAGAACAAUGCAUGUGGCUCAUGGAAACUUUGUUUUUCCUUGCUCUGUGAAAGGUGGAAUAAUUAGUUUCAUUCCCUAGACAUGAUAUAUUUUGUUUCACAUAUGUCUUCAUUUUUUGUAAGGUACAGAAGAAAUGUCACGUAAAGUUGUGCAUAACUAAGUGAGACAUUGUACUCUGCACAUUAAGAUUUCUUUGUUCUACAAAGUUGGCAGAGAUCGUACAUACAUUUGCUUUUUGUUCAUACUUGUUUGCCUGUUUAAAACCAGGCUUUAGAAUUGGCUGUUAGAGUUUAAAAAUUGAACUUUGUUUUCAUUAUUUAAUGCAAUCUAAAGAAUCAUGUGAUUGUACCUUUCUGCAUUACAGAAAACUGUUGACAAAAAGAAAGAGGGAAAUGAUGCAUUUACCAGUGGAAAAUAUACACGUGCAAUUUCAGUUUAUUCUAUGGCUCUACAUAUGAGGUAAGGGUUAGUUUUCUGAAAGUAGUAUUUCAUUUUAUAUUAUAAAUUGCAACUUUUCUAAAUCUCUAUCUGGGAGGCACACAUUCAAUUCUAGUCUAAACUCGAAUUUUUUUAAGACUUAUAUAUUUUUCUUUUUGCAAUGCUCUAACCCUUUCACUCCCAAGAUCUUCUAUUAGUAAUUCUCCUUACUGUCUGCCAUAUGCAUGAAGAAUUCUUAUAAUUUCAGUUCUAAGAAUUUAGUGUUGGAUCAAAUGAUAAUCCUGUAAUUGAUGUUUUUUUUAUUCUCAUCACUUGUCUACUUGAUAUUGCAUUGAUUUUAAAGUGAGAAAGUACAUAUUGGUCACUGCUUGGAGUGAAAGGGUUACUUGCAACUCACCCUUGAGGAUCAUUUCUUUACUUGCUUUGUACUUCAUCUGAAAAUACAGUUUCUUUGUGUGGGUGGAGCCUUCCUGUUAACCCUUAACUCCAAUGAGCGACCAAGACAGAAUUUCUCCUUACAAUAUUAAUACUAUAUCAACCGGAUAAGUGAUGAGAAUAGAGAAGAAUAUCAAGUUGGGGAUAAUUGGUUGAUCCAAUACUAAAUUCUCAGAACUAACAUAAUAAGAAUUGAAUGGUUGACAGUGAGGGGAAUUACAAAUUGAUCAGGGAGUUAAAGGAUUAAGAACAUGAUAGGUAGUUCCCCUUGUGGAUAAUGGAGUCAUGACUGUAGUUACAUUUUCAACAAUCAUACUUCCAUUGAUUUUAAAGUUUACACAAUUAAAUGUGAUGUUUCUUUUCUUUUUACAGUGCAUAUAAUCAUGUUCUUUAUUGUAACCGAUCGCAGAGUUUCCUUAAAACUAAACAGUUAGGGUAAGGUCAUAACUACAUGGAUCUUUGCCUAUGAACAUUUAAGUUACAUCAGUUGAUGCACAAAUCUAUUGAAUGGCAUUUUAAGUUUGUUUUUCAUUAUAAUAAAGCAGAAUAGCUGUGUCCUCUGUUCUUUGAUAUUUGUUGUAGUUGACCUAGAGGGGAAUUGCCAUUUACUGACCUGCUAAAUUAGUUAAGAAUAUGAACAGCACUAUCUCUAUAAUCUUCAUGAAUUGAUGGUCAGGCCAAAAUUUCACAGUGUAUGAUCAAACUACUCCUGCUAACUUUCAAUCUCUUAAUUUGCCUCUAAUGGUUUGUGUGAUGAUGGUUUUCCUCAUCUUGCAUGCAUAUUUUUGUCAUUGCAUGAGAAAAGAUCACAUACCUCAAGGUAUGUUAGACUCUCUCUACACAUAUAAUGGAAGUAAUUUAGGGUUGUUUGUUCUAACAGGAGUGCCCUUGCAGAUGGCAGGAGAGCAGUAGUACUUAAGGCAGACUGGCAUAAGGUAGAGAAUUUUAUUAUAAUUUUAAUGAUAAAUAUGGUUUUUAGACUGAGUAUGAUUGCCUUGGUAAUAACAAAGUGACUUGCAAGUCACAUGUAAAUACUAAGACAGUUCGUGAUGGCACAUUUGUGUUCUUUAGGCUCAAUACAGAUAUGCACAGGCAUUUUUUGAGACUGGAAAUAUUACCAGAGCAAAGGAGGCAAAUAGAGCUGCAUGCAAAAUUUGCUCUGACAAGAAAGAUCUGGAAGCCCAGUACAGAAUGUUUGACAGAGGUAUGUCUUUUUUACAUUUUUCUUCAAGACAAAUACAGUUUUGAUCAUUGCAAGAGCCCAUUUGAACAAAAGUUCUUAAGUAGAGUAAUGUAUCAAACAUAUAAUUCAUCAGUCAAUACCUCAAAUAAUUAUAUACCUGUAUUUAGGGCCUAGCAAGAAACACCGUGCUUUGGUGUACCAUUUAAGCAAGUAUCCAGAAAAUUGACCCCCUUGACAAAAAUUUGUGGAGGAAAGGGGGACUACCGGAGAUUUUUAAUCUAAACAAAAGAAACUAGAAAACUAUGAAAGAAAGAGACUAUGUUGUUUUCCCAUGUCCUCUUAAUUUAGUUGCUAAAGAUGGUAAAGGAAAAGCAACAGAAAAUAAGAAGCCAUCAAAAACUUCUGUUGCUAAACAGAAGGAUUCUAGGGAUAGGUGAGUUAGUAGAGAGAAAAUCUUUGUUGAUGUGCAAAUUUGAAAUUCUUGAUAACUGGGGCAUUCUUUGUUGGUAGACUGCUCUAAUUUUGUUGAGUUCAGGCUCUAAAGUUUAUAUGUGCAUGUGAAACAAAAAAAAAAAAAAUUUACUCACUCUCUUCUGAAUACCUUGGUUCAGUAAGGGUUCAAGGAAACUGUCUAAAUUUGGAAUUUGUUUACUUGUCAGUGAGCCAGAGGACCUUCCAGCUUUGGUAGAUCCAGAGUCCAGUGACACAAGCAGAGAUAACUCUGAUGAUGAGGGGGUACCUGACUUGGUGGAUCUGGAAAGUUCAGAAGAUAGUGAUGUUUCUGAUAAUAAUGAUAAAACAGAGGUAAAAACUUACUUGAAGGUGUUAUUAUUUAUGCUUAUAUUCCAUUCUUGGCUACAACAUCUUUCUUUUAUAGUGAUAGAGUUGGAAACAUAGUUAAGUACUGUAGAGUAAGGGAGGUUGCAAAUUUAAGAUUUUAUAACUACAUCGUGCUGUUUGUUGGUCUGUAUUUUAUAUAUGAUAUUCUUUUCAGUACAGGUAUAAUAGUUAAAUUUUGACUAUCACUUAAUAUUGUCCUUUCUUACUUCAUGAGAUGUUUGCUUCCUUUUCGGUUUUAGGAUCCUCACACAGAAACCUCUGAUGGUAAGCCUACCAUUACCUUCCAUGACCAUAUUUAUUUAACCUUUUCACUCCCAAGAUCUCAUUAGUAAUUCUCCUUACUGUCUGCUUUACAUUUCUUAUGAUGUUAGUUCAGGGAAUUUGGAAUUGGAUUAACUAAUAACCCACUUAUUGAUAUUUUUCUUUAUUCUCAUUGCUUGAGAGUGGGAUUUGAAGGAUCAGUUUAAAUUUUGAGAUCAAGCUACAUUGAGACACAUUGCAGUGAUGUUAUUUGAUAUGUGAUCAAUAUUAUUUGAUUCCUUCUCAGAACACUUGGUAAAGAGAUUUUUUGUUUGUUUCUUCAUUAUCUAGGAUAUGAAUCAAAUGAAUCUGCAACCAAGUGAGUAAAUAUAUCAUCAAAUGUUGUUUGUUAACUUUUUUGCUUUUUUUGUAUUUUUAUUUUGAGAGAGACUGGCCAACUAACUGUGUGGCCAAUGGUCUGACUGAUUCAGUGAGGAUUGAUGCUUAUGGUUGACUGGUGAUUUUACAAUAAAUGAAUUAACUGAGCUCUUUUUUCCAACUUAUUUUCAAAUGUUGAUUUGCAGGAAAAAGAGUGCUUUAUCAACAAAGGUAAAAAAAACUUCAAGAAAAUGCAUGCAUGUAUCUUUACAAUCCUUCCUUUAAUUCUGUUGUUUUUUGGUUGAUACUUAUUUUAUCAAAUGUUUUUCUCUUAAGUCCAAGAAACGUCACCCAAGUGAGAAGAUCAAACAAAUUAUCAGAGGAGCGCUUCAAGAAAAAGCUAAGACUGAGGAAAAACCUAAAACAGAGGAAAAACCUAAGAAAGAAGAAAGACAGAAGAAGCCUGUAGAGCCUGCAGUCAAAAAAGAAGCUACAAAGCCAGUAAAGCAGAAUAAAAAGGUCAUGGUAUAAAUUCUAUUCCAUAAAUUUGUACAUUUGUACCAGUAGUUUUUAACUUGAUAUUUGUCAUUUUUUCUUAUUUCACUUUGUUUUAGUCAUUGUGUCGAAACAGUAUUGAUGUUAGCUUAAAAUUACUUGUCUUCAGGCAAGGAAAGUUAAUCAUAUUUAUCUCUUGCAGGGGUCACAAGGAGAUCAGGGUGGGAAUAAUCCAAAGUUAAGAGAAUUUACCUCCCACCUCAAACAAGUAAGUGUGCAAAGUGAAAUCCUUUGAAUAGAUCUGUCAAUCACUCUUUUAAUUUUAAGAUGGGAUAAUGUUGCUCAUUUUGUGUGACCCAAAACUCUUGACAGUGAAUUAAAAGUGAUAUCAAAAAAGAAAAUCACUGAAACAUGGCAUUAAAAAGCAAAAUCAGAGGGUACAGUAUUUGUGUUUGAAUAAGGGUUUGUUUGUUUAUUUUGCUAUGAAUUAUAGGGAAAGUUCUGCUCAUGGUGGAGUUAUCUGUAGCUUUGUAAUAGUCCAUCUUAGUGUGAAAGCUAAAGUGUUGGGGUUCAAUUCUUUAAGAGGGACUUGGAUGUUUUUUUCUGCACCCAUGAUUAGAGCAAGUAACUUCUUUUUUCAAGUGAUAAAAUUUAGCAAACACUGGCCACAGAGUUGUUUAUAAAUUUCUUAAUUUAAUUUGUUCUUUAUAGGGAAGUAAAGCUAUGACAGAAAAGAAAAAUGACAUUGCUGUUUGUAAUUAUGGAGAGGCUGUUGCACUUUUAAAAGAGAAUGGUAAUCAAUACCAGGUAAGUACUUUUGGUAAUGAUAAUGACAAUAACCAUUGAAGUUUAUUGUACAAAUGAACCUCUUUGCUCAUAGUGACCUGUCUCUGACCACACUGUGUGUUGGACUAUUUUACAUUUUGCUUGGUAAAUAUUAUAAUUAUAAUCAGGGUAGCCUGCCAAGCUCCCUGAAGUGGAGACUCUGACAGGCUGAGCAUCUAGUGAUUAGAAAAUGUAAAUGUAGCACUGGAUAGGAGUCUGUAAGCAGAGAAAUUAUCCACUAUGGUCAUUAAAUACUUAAAUCUACUUGUUUAACCUUUUGGGGGUAUGUUGCCAAUGGGUAUAGACUAAGCUAGCCAUGAAUUAUUUUGGAAUUAAACAUUUAAAGUAUUGAGAGACAUCUACUUAUUUAUGGUUGGAAAAUAAUGAACAAGUAUGGAUUGUUUAUAUUGAGUAGUAAAAACAGACUUACAGUAAUACUUAAAAUCUUAAAUUAUUCCUUUGCACUCACCAGUUGCCUGAAAUUAUUAAAAUGAAAAGUUAUUUUGCUCCUGUCAUGGCUGAAAAACAGAAGUUUGCAUAAAGACAAGCAGCUAUAAAAAGCUGCUGAUGAUGAUGUGAGAGUUCUCAUGCUUACUUACUGGAACCUUUUUUCCCCCAUCAGAUCUAUGAAAUGAAGGAGAUAGAUUUUGUUAUAUUACUGUAUAGUUUUGGAGCAGCUCUCUUGGAAGUUGGUGGCCAGGAGGUAGACAAUUGUUUCUAAUUUUGUAAAAUCACAUCUUACAAUUUUUGUUUAAAUGUAGAUAGCUUCAGGCCAUAAUAGUCUAUUGAAAAGCAGUAAUUUCUAAUGUGUUUCUAGGUUCAUUAAUUUUUGUGGCAUGCUUUAAUGUCAUUUAUUUUAGAAUACAACCAUCAUGUAAAAUUUGUAUCUUAAUGUAAAUUUAUUUUGAUUUGGCUUUUCUUUUUUCAGGAACUACUGGCAGCCAAGAAACAUUUUGAGAUUAUUGUAGUAGAACAUAAAACUGUAGUCUUUCCUUUAGCAUAUUUAGGAACAGGAAGGGUGUUUUAUAAACAGAACAGGUAUGAAAUGGUAUUUCAAAAUCAUUUGAGUAUUCUUGAUACUAUUUUAAUACAAUUUAUGUGUGGCAGCUUAUAAUUGAGCUUGGUCUUGUCUGAAAAUACCCUCAACAUCUUAAAGGAGAGAUGAGCUUCAGAAACCGCACAAUGUUUGUCUCCCACUUCAGAAAAUAUCUGCGAAAUUAUGACACUGACCUCUUGUUACCCAAACAGAACUCUUCAAUUUUAAUGCAUCAUACAAAUAGCCUAAAUUUAAUGCCUCUCUGACUUGUCUUGAGUUGUCCUCAUUCAGUGCAAAAAAUCAAAACCUGCUUAUAUGUAUUUUUCUUAGGUUCACAGAAGCCUUAGAUCAUUUAGAAGAAGGCCUUGGUUUAGUAAACAAAUUGGGUGAUGAGAAGUUAGCUUCUUAUAGAUGGCCUGGGUCUCAAGUCAUUAUUGACGACACUAAACCUGGAAAGUUAUUGGUAAUAAUAUUUUCUCAUUUUAGUGUAAUUUUUUUUGUUCCCAUUCAAGGCAUAUUCAUUCCUGUUUUAGAAAACUUGGUUUGGAGUUUUACUUACAGCAUUAUAUUGUUGUUGUUGUUUUUUUUCUUUUGAUGCUGUAAAAUGCAGUAGAAUAUUUGCUGUAUGCAAAUUUUCCAUACUCAUUUGCCAAAAAAAAUCCCCUUUCAAUAGUUCAGGAGUUUUUCCUUGAUCGAAUGGAUUGUGAAUCUCUUAACCAAAGGGACAUAGACUCGGCUGAUAUGUGGUAACUCCAAUUUUACAUUAGGGAAAACUUCCUUGACUUCAGCCCUUCAAUUACUGGCAGCUGUCUUUUGAACAGUAACAAAAUCUCAGAAUAAUACUGUGGUUGUAUGUGUCUCAAUCUUUCUCUCUCGUUUCAGAGUGCUAUUCAGACGUUAAUUAGAAUUUGUCGUCAUCCACCGCGACCUGAUGUUAUUUGCAGAUAUCCUGAUUGUCCAAAUAAAACACAGAUUUACCUUACUGAUCCUGGUAGGUGUGCUUUUGAUCUGAUGAGCAAUUCUCUCUUUUAAAUACCAAGACAUUUCUUACGAAUUAGUUUAGAGAAUUUGUAGUUAUAUCAAAAAAAGUAAGGUUGUUUGUUCUCAUAAUGUGUUUUGUACUGGAUACAAGAAGUGACCAUCCUGUUUCAGGGGCUCGAUUCGUGAGCCCCUGAGUGAAAGUGGAGUGAAAGUUUGUGAGCAGGGGAAAAAAAAAGGAAGGAGGCUCACUCUGGUGCCACUAUGGCACUACUUUUAUAACCUGAGUGCAUAGAAUGGGCUAAAAAGAUAUGAACAGAUGUUAGUCUCUUCUGGAAGGUUCAGAAUAAAGUUUAUACUUCUUCUGUACAUGUCCUUUCCAGAAGAUUAAUUGUUUUUGUUUGAUUUAAGAGUACCUGGUUUCCUGUCAUAAUCUGUCUAUUGUUUCUCAACUUCAGACUACAAAGGAUACAUACGACUAAUCUGUCAUGAAAACUGUAAAGUAGAUUUCCAUCCAGGAUGUUGGAAAAAGCAAAAGAGCUCCGAAGAUGGAAAAACCGGCGACAAGGCAAGAAUAAAAAUGUCGAAAGUAAUGCCAUGCAGAAUUAUUACUGUAGUUGAGCUCCUGAAGAAAGGUAGAAUUUCACAUAAAUCAGUUGAACACUGAAAGAGAGUACAAAGAAAAAAUUAAUUAAAGAGUGGUUCCGGACAGAAUAAUGAAGAAGUCUGUCUUUUUUUUCGCUAAGCUGCAACAAGUGUUAUAUUGCUGGUCAAGAGCUUGCUCAUGAAGUUAAAUUAAGUAAAUUGCUUUGGCCAGGGAGAAGGGAAGUCAGAUAUUUUUUACAAGGUUGGGCAAAACAGUUAUUGGUAACUUUUGAAGCAACAAAGGAUGAUGACGAGACUUAAAGUCUUUGUUUUUGUUAAGAAUGGAUAAGAAAUAGAACAAAUCAGAUGUGGGGGCUCUUUGUCUUCUUCUAUGUAAGGUUGAAUCAGAAUUUCGGUGUGGUUUGUUUUUGGAGAAAGAAAAAAAAAAAGAAAGAACACUAGCUAAGAGAAACGCAUAGAGUAAUGACGAGAACUAUCAACAGCCUCAAUGCAAGGUACAGAAAUAGGAGCUGAGUGCCAUUGUAAGUGUACCACCCUUGCUGCCAUGUUAACUACGUUUCUUUUUCUGUUUAUCCAGGACUUUCUUGAUGACAUCUGCAUGACUCCUGACUGUGAAGGCUCUGUAAUUAAUGUCCAGAUCUAUGAUAUGGAAGGUCUUAAAACUGAGGUGGGCUGUCAUAAGUGUGAUAAUGAACUUAACCUAAAUUGGCACUAUUAGUUGAUGAGACAGAUACAGUUGAACCUCUCUCUACAAACGGUUUCUUCUGUUCUGUUUUUACUGGGUAAUACAUUUAUUAGAGAUGUGUUUAUGCAAUGCAUAUUUAAGUGAGUGUAAGAUCUUAUUUAUUCAUAAGUUCACGGGUUUAUUACGAAGCAACAUAUUGACCAGCUCCCAGUUGGUUCGUAAGAUCAGUUGGUAGAGCACUGUACCACCGGUAUCGCAGAGGUCAUGGGUUCAAAUCCCGUACUGGCCUGAAUUUUUUUCAGACUUUCCUUUUUCACCACAGCCUAAGUAGUGUCCAUUACGGCGAAGAUCGCUUCCAAAUUAAUUUCUUAAACCGCAGUUCACAUUUAUGAUUUUCACAUGUUUACUUUCAUGUAAGAUCUUAAGUAGUCUUCUGGGCUUUGGCGGAUAAGAAGGCAUUUUUUGCAUUAAACUCAAUGUUCAAGUGCGUGGGUUUAGUAGAUGUUGAAGGGAAGACUGACAUUUUGCAUUGAAAUUUAUAUUUUUCGUUGGCCCAGCACGACACAUGCAGGAAUGCUUGGAGAUAUUAUUAUGAUUUAUGAAUGUUUCGUUUGUUUAGUUUAAGCAUGAGAAGCCAGCCACAAAACAGGAGAGCAAACCAAAACAAUCAAAGCAAAAUAAACUUAAAGCAAAGUAAGUUGUUAGUUUUGGUUCAUUGAUGAUGCUUCUCACCAUUUUUUAGAAAUUUGUAAAUUGAAUUGUAAUUUAAUCUUCCAUCAAUUGAUGCUGAUCAUUCUUGGAACUUGCAGGUUCAUGUAAUAAUCAUUUGUUCGUUAAUUAGUGUUGCUGGUGCUAAACAAAAGAAAAAAAAGGAUAAAGAUGACAUCAAGAUAGAGGACUUUGCGACACCUGAAACAUCGCCUAGUGACAUUGGUGAAGAAAAGGUGGUCCAUAACCCCCCACCCCCUCCUCCCUUACCAGGUCAGUUUACACCGUUGUUCUCUACAGCUGUUUCUUUGAAAUUGAGAAUAAUGGACAAUUAUGUAUGUCUCACUCGAGUUAAACCUUAUUCCUCCAAAGAUGGCGAACAAACUUGAUCCUGUCGUGUCUCAAUAAGGUGUCUUUAUGUGAGACUCGUUAGUCGUACAUGAGAUGAAAUAUGUGAGGCGUUACAUUUUAUUCAUUUCUGGCAGUUUUAUGUCAAUUCCUUGUAGUAACGGUUUAAUGACGAGCUCAUACUUCCUUGUGCUAAUUUUGUUGUAGGACAAAAAGAAGGGAAACCGAUGAAGGGAGACCACAAUCAGCUGGAAAAGGCAAGAGACAUUUCUUGCUAUUUUAGACAGAUAAUCAAAUUUCCUGCGUAGCUGGGGGUUGUGCUUGCUUAAAAGCAUUGAGCGGCAAAGCUCCGUUUUUUUGUUCGCGCCACGUCCUCAAUACUCAUCACCAAAGAAAUUGUCACCCAUGCAGGCUGAAACAGAAGAAAAAGAAAUUACCCAGGGAAGCUAGGCACAGUGUUGUUUGUAACAACUUAGACUCAUAUGGAGCGUACUUUGUAAUUGCUGGCUUGACAUAUAAGGGGAAUGUUUGUCUUUCUAUGCCAAGUGGUGUGUCACAAUCGAUGCAUUUUCCGCAACCCUUUCCACCCCAACAUAAGAAAUUGCUUGGUAUUGGCUGAGUUCCUUUUUUGCGUUUUAUGGAUCGAGACGAAGUCGAGGUCUAUUAAAACGCUAAAAAAGGCGUAUAUCCAGCCAUAUUAACCGAACAAGCUUGAUCAGUGAAGGAUUUAUUAGAUAGCGAAAAGAUUACGCUCUAAUAAGAAUCAGGAAUGACUUGUUUAUUUUGAGAGCCGGGAAAGAAAUCCAGCAGUAUUUGCAGCUCAUUGAACCCACGAAGGUCGUUUAUGUUUUCUUUGUUUUGACUGUCUUCUGUCGCUUUUUGCGACCUCAUCGCCGACAUUGUCCAAAAGUUACGAACUCUGUAAGUCCGCUCCAUGCGCUUGCGUGGGAUCAAAGCGGGCAAUCCUGAGCGGGCAAAAUGGGUCUAUCUUGCGUGCUUGGGUAGCCUAUCAGAACACAGGAUCUGCUUCAUAUUGCCCACGGGCGCUUCCAGCUAUAUAUUGAGGUCUGUUAUGCAUUGACAGAAGGAAAAGAUUAAUUAUCUGGUUAUGAGCUAUGAGAUGAUUGUUAACUCAACACGAACAUAACAAUAACCCGACCUAAGGUUUGGAUUAUUUAACGUUAAUAUAUAAUAAACGUUAAGAUGAGUAGCACAAUCACCAUGCCCAUAGGGGGUUGACUGCAAACUUUCAAUGAUUUCCUCUGUUUUACAUUUUCAUUGAAGCCAAAUCUUUGCUUACAGGUAAAAUUGUUCUUAUUGAUUAUAGUAAAAGCAAAAAAUCAGAAAACCACAUUACUGUCUUUAAGAAAAUACCCGUGAAAGAUGAAAAAUCGAGCCAAUUUUGGUUGUAACGCGUAACACAAUCUCAGUGGUAAAAUUUUUUAAAUACAUUUUUCACUGAAAAGAAAGCUCGUUUGAGCAAACAAAUUACACCUAAUGAUAACACACAAUAAACACUACAUUUGAGCAAAACUUUGACAUUUCAAGUUUAUUAAAACGCAUAGAAAAGAUUCAUCAUUCUUAAGUAUCCUUUGUGUAACGCUGGGUUUCAGAAUUUGGAAGUACACUAAGUUGUUGUCCGCAGAAUGACUGAACUGGAAUCCUGUGGGAACAAAAACACAUUAACCAAAUGCUCAUACUUGGUGUUCUAAAAUAGCGAAAAAUCAGUCUAAAGGAUUGACUAUAAACGGAGAAAUACCAGUGUAAAACAGUCGCUACGGUUUUGUAAAACCUGAUUACGCAAUAAUAUUUUUCAUCAACUUACCUUCUCCUUCGCUAAUAUACUUCAAACACGGCAAAGUCGGGUUUCGAAAUCGAUUACACUUCAAUGCUCAUAAGUUUCUCUUGUCAUUUCCAAGUUUUCGGGUCCAUAUCUUUAGAAACGGCCAAAAUAUUCACUUUUGACCAAGUCGCUACGCUUUUUACCAUGUUGACGCCAUAUUGAGAACGGAGACUCGCCACAAAUGCCACCAAAAGCGCUAUGAAAUCUGCUGUUUGCUCCGCCAUUUUCGCCUUCAUCUUUUCAUCUCCGUGUCGAAAAUAUCUUGGUAACCUUUCCUAUUUUGGUUUCUGCGACGUUAUCAAGGGUCGGGGGUCUUCAAGCUCAAUAAUUUUUCUGAGAUUUAGCCAUCUGUAAAUAUCGCUUCAAGUGUGUCGGGAAAUGGUGCUCGCCGACAAAGGAAACUCUCGCGUAUGAAGAUUUUCACCAGAUUUAAUAUUUCUCACGAUUUACAGCUCUCACUUUGUGGGUACACGUCGUGGUAUUCUCUCUCCAAAAUCGAUCUCAUCUGUCUGUAAUUCUAUAUUUUAUCCUUAAGAUGAAUAGCCUAUUGUUACAAUCACGCGUUUCGCAAUCAGUUCAUGCACGUAACAUAAAAGGGUAACACAACUCGCUUCCGGUCACGACAAGUGCGCUUGAAAAGAGAUAUGGUUAACGAAAAGGAAGAAAAGCUUGCGAGGAUCAAAGAGUGGAGGAGGAAAAAGCAGGAAAAGAAUAGGCUAAGGAAUCUAAAAUAUAAUGAAAAGAAUCGCAAAAAGAGAGCUGAAUUUCCAAGAGAAAAAUGGUGAUGUGAUCUUCAAGUUGUAAAAAGAGGCAGAAAGUCAGUUUUUAGAGUGCCAGUUGAUCUCACUAGGGAGAUACUAGCCUCCAUGUAAUACAAAAUGUUAUUAUUUCUACUUUUUACUGUGUCAGUGAACUCGAAAUUGAUUAUUUGUGAAAAAAAACACACCUAUAAGGGAUUAUGGGUAAAUACAAAUUUGAAUCAAAUGUGACAAAAAUAAAAUAGUUUGAAAUAAAUCAGUUGUAAUAAUAAAUGUGAGUUUAAAACAGACCUAAAGAAGUGAUUUUGAUCUUAAUAAUAAUAGUAUUGUUGUUAAUAAAUCUUGCUUAAAUUUGUAUUACUUCAAGCUGUCUAAAAAUCCAAAAUUAUUACAAUGGUUACUCUAUGAUCUGUUCACUAGAGUGGUCAGGACUCUUCUGAUGCCAGCAUUCCAACAGGUUGGUGAUAGGAGUUUUUGUGUACAAUUUUAUCCCAUCACAUCUUUUACGUAGUAAGAGCAGAUUAGAAGGCUGAUACGGAAUAAAAUAUAUCUUGCAGGCGAUGGAGUGUUUAUCUUAAAGAAAGAGGAAGAUGAAGACUCAGUCAAGGUAAGGAAAGUAGUAAGGUGCUGUUACCUCUGUUUACAAUAUCGUCUCUUCUUAGCGCCGAGCAAAUAGGCCAUUCCCGAAUUACCUUUGGCCUCUUUUUCUAAACGAGGCCUGGUGCUCACCUGUUCGUUUGACAAUAAGUUUAAUUUGCACAUGACUGAAAACUUAUAAUUACAUGACAGGAAGAGCGCCAGAACUCGUUUUGGAAAUGGGCAAUUGUUCAUGUUAAUUGUCGGUUGUUUUCUGUUCAAAGGGAGUUGGUGUAAAAGGAGUAAACAAGGUUAAAAGCAAAAAGAAAAAACUUAAGGUAAGUAGACUCUGUUGUACUUAUUGUUACUAAAAUAAGCCCUGGAUACAAAAGACUCUGCUUUGAUUCCUGCUCAUGGGUGCCGAUAGCAUAUAGGUUUCUCUCAUCGUCCUCACUUCGUGUUAAUUCUUCCCAUAACUGGCCAUCCUAAUUCAGAUUCUAUUAGUUUGUUGAAAGUAAUCUUGUAUGGCGUAGUAUUUUCUUUCCUUCCUUUUGGAAUUCGGAUUGGAAUGGAAAGCUCUUGCCAACCUCUCAACGAAUUGAGAACAAAAUGAAAUCCAACCGUGACUUGUUCACUCGUGUUCUACCCCGCUUCAGGCAGUUCUCUUGUUUUAGCUCUGAGUUAGAAUUAGUUCCUUCUGAUAUUUUUCUUUGAUUUGAUUAAUUUUGUUGUGGUUCUUCAACUGUCGUUCGAAAUGCGGUCUGCUAACUUUUGCCUUACUAUUAUCAUCAUAAAAGUAUCCUUCAACUAAAAGUGAUGACUCAAAUCUUAUAUUUCGCGAGGUAAUUUAUUAAGUAAUUUGAUGUGAAAUGUUUGGGGUGAAAAAGGUAUUAAUGAAACAAUCCAAAAUCGUACCGAUUAAAAACAAAACCGCCUUGAGACUGCGGUUACAUUACCCUAGAGACUCGCCUCACAGGAAUGCAAUUUCGAAACACCAAACCUGACGUUAGAGGCAAAACAUGGGGUAAUGGUUUCUUUUCCUCGUGUAGAAUACACAGACGCUGGAUGAAUUUCUCAAAGAUCACGGUGGAGUGCAAACACUCAGACCACCUUAUGGUGAAGAUUACGAAGAUCUGAGUGAAACCCCGCAUCCUAAAUGGUAACCGUGGCUACUCAACGUAAAAAGUGAAACAUUGUUGCCUCCAGAGUGCAAGGUGUCAUUACAGCAAUGACAAACUUAGCUAAUCAAUAUGACUGACUUACUUACGGCUGAUUUCAUAAUUAAACACUGUCCGACUCUCUGACUGACCCAAUGAGUAAAGAGAGUAAGUUUCUAACUGAAGAAACUGUGGCGCUGCGCCGGUGGGGGGUUUUAGAGGAGAAUUUGGUUUUGUCAAGUGAGUUGAUAUAAUUUGGCCACCAUGAAUAGUUUCUAAGUAGAGGAGUUGCGGAUUGUGUGUAGUUUGAAUAACUCACUAACUGAUUAGUACUGACUUACUGACGGACCGUCCUACCUACUUACAUACUGACGAGUUUCCUGAAAACUUAUCGACUGAAACACCAAUCAAAGGACUGUUUAACAACUUAGUAAGUACUUAAAGAAAACCGCGACGGUGACGGCAACCGGGUAGCGAAGCAAAAUAUUUGAUGAAUGGACAAUAACUUAACACGUACGUUUUUAAACUUUGUACUUUUCCUGGUCUUGCUAUGCAAUACUACAACGUGAAAUCGCUAACUUUGCCGAGUCGGAGAAAGGGAAACCAGACGACACAUAAGUUGCAUUUCUUCGAACUUUACCCUGCAUUCUCAUGUUAUGCUGAAGGGAACAUCUGGCGCCGUUGAGGAUAAUAAAUAAAUCGAACUACCUGUAAAAUUAUUUGAAGAAAUGAAAGUUCGUUCCUUUAGCGAUGUUUUCCAAGGCGUCGCCGAUGUGACAUCUGUAACUCCUGAUUGUCUAUCUGUCUGUCCGUUAAUCGGUCCGUCUGUGUGAGAGUAUGAGAGGUAAAAGCACGUGUGAUGGAAACAGUUGUUCAAAGGCCGACUAGCGCUAAUCCAGGGUUAAAUUUUAAUCCAGAUUUCUAUAUUUCUCUGUUCGAAAGCCGUUUUGGAAUAAUUUUACCCAUUAUUUUUAGAGCAUUCAAUUAUCAAAUUGUACUAAAAAAGAAAUAAACUGAACUUGUUCUUCAAGCUUUCAGAUCUGAAAUCAAAUUUCACCCUAAUCCAAGGUUAUCUUAACCCAGCUUUGAACGACCCGGCCAUGGAGUGAAAGGUAAAUUGUAAUUUUUUAUUCUCCCUUCAUAGUAAAUUUGACGUGGUUACUCAACCACCAGGCUGGAGUCAGCAGGAGGUGGAAGCACCGUUUGCUAUUCCACCUCAUUUACAAGAUAGCGCAGCUGAGCUUGAGGCAAGUUACAAGAUGGAAGUGGCAUCAGACAUCAUCUCAACGUCUUUACCACCUCCGCCAUCCAUUAGUUUGGAAGCAGUCACGGAAUAUGUUAGCUCGUAAGUUCUUCCUCGUCAAAUUUUUUAUCUUUGAUGCCGCUUAGUUUCCAUUAGUUCAACCAGAAGGAGCCUUUGUUUCGGCUGGCUUCAAACAUACUUUUGAAGAAACUUAGCAUCUGUUUUUCUUUCUCCUUGCAGAAUGUUACAUGAGAUUUUACGAGUCCAAGGAGGUCUGGAGCUCGCUGACCCGAGCAUCAUGCAGCCUUUGAGCAUGCUACCGGAUGAUUACCAAGAUAUCAUUUCCAGUGCUGGAGGACUAAAAGCUAUCUUAGAACACUCUGGAAAAUUUUUAUUUGACGGUAACAGGGUUAUGCUACCUGAGGACAAGGAAUUUGAAGACUUGGUAAAAACUCUUAAACCUGCGAGUAGUAACAAUCCAUUCUUGGACAGAACGAAUAGUGGAUUCAAAACCAAUAUUAAACAGGAAAAAGGUACUCAGGACAACAAUAAAUCAAAUUCUGUUGAUGUUCUUUUUACUACGGCUGGUAAACCGCACGACGGAGGCGUAAAUUCGUCUUCCUCGAUGUCGUCAUCUCCAGUGCUUAAUCCGAAUGGUACAGAAUAUGUUUCUUCGUCACAAACGGAUUUGUUAUCAGCUAGCUCGUCGAAAACAUCUAUUGGCAGUGAUUCUACGUUAAAAGGUGACGAUGAUGAACAAACGAUCGACAGAAACGACACUCUUGUUGAAAAUCCUGAACAAAAUAAUUCGAAUGGUGAAACUCUAGUUGAUAGCGUUUCAGAAGGUGAUCUCACUGUCACCAAAUCCACCAAUGAAACGCAAGGCGAAAACUACCAAGAUUUUGCUAGUGAUACGACUUCUUUGAAAGCCGAGCAUUUGUCUUUAAAUGAUAAUAAUGUUGCGGACUCAAGCUACGAUGAUAGUCGAGUUAAUACCUCUGUUGAAACAGUUGAAAAGGAGGUAUCUUCACUUGUAGCGAGCGAGGACAACAACCCUUCACAAAGUAAUCAAAAACUUAACGCCGGUGUUUCCACCACUGAACCGGCGAUAGUUAGCAAAACCAAAGCUGUGCAAACGCAACCGAAUGUGAAAAGUAAAGGUGUAGGCACAGAUCCAAUCCCUGAACCUUUUAAGGCAGAAUAUCAAAGGGUCGCGGCAGAAAAAGACGCUUUACAAGCGAGGCUACAAGAAAACGUCGACAGGCAUAACGCCUUACUCAAUAAGAACUCUGCGGAAGUGGAGAAAGUAAAGAAGAAGCUCGCUGAUGCUCUGCAAGAGAAAGAGGUGAUUAUAAAUCAAUGUGUUCCCAAGGGUAUUUUGAAGGUAAUCCGCGGAACUCACACUGCCCACAACUACUCGCUUUUCCUUUCCACUUUUGCGUUUGAUGUAUUGUGGAACCUAUUCACAGCCGUUUCUGUGAGGUGGAAGGCGAGCGGAGUGAGAAGGAGCUGCUUUUUGUGCACUCUGACUAGAGCGAAUCAGCAGCCUGCAAUCAAGUCUUUAUUAUAGCGCUGCAGGACGCGCGUUUCUUCACCCGCUUGAAGAUUUGUGAUGAGUCAAGGAGAGGUUUCCCGGGGGUCUGGUACUAAUCAGUGUCAGGCCCCUUGCAAAUGCGUGGCUCAAGGCCUCCUACUUUCCCGCAGGCGGGAAAAAUGAGGACCUGUUUGCAAUCAAGUGAAUCGGCUGUAGUGCGAUGGUUUCGGAAUUAAGAACCAAAAGCUACGUACAAAAUCUUUACCCAUCUUAAGAGGAAAUAACUCUUACCUUCUGGUUGCCGUUCGUGCUUUAAAAAAAGGGCUCUGCUCAAGCUCGUCAUGACUCGCAUAAAUUUCGCUCUCACGGUGCCUCUCCGCCAUGUAGUUUUAAUGAGUACUAGCGAGCUCAAACUCUUUACACCCUAACAUAAUUAUGCACACUCUCCAAACUUUUCUAUAUACGCUUUUGAAGGUACUGACAUGCAGAACUUGUUUAACAACCCAGAGUUUCUUUAGUUGCUCAUCUCAUCAUCCUUUAUUCUCGGAACCUCUGAUGUUCAAUUUAGGGGUGAUAUAGUAAGGACAAAUAAGAUACUAGACAUCCUUAGGGGUCAAAAGGUUAAGGGUAAAGUGACGAAUUGCAGGGGGUGGGGGGGAGGAUGCUACAGGGCAUGUUCGGCCGUGCGAGGGCCUACUUUCGCGAACGCGCAUACCAAACUAAAAGCUCAGACAGGGCUCACAUCAUGAAAGGACCUCUAAUUGAUUGUAGGUCUUUUGGAGUGGUAGGAAAACCUGAGGACAUAUCGUUUUAUAAAAAUUAUCAAACUGCUGCUCUUUUCAAAACCUUUUGGUAGGUAGGACGCUGUUGAGAUCGCUGAUUCUAGCACUGUGUCACAUAUGAACUUUAUGUAUUGUACUUACCACGAGCAGCUUGUAGCCUAGUGGUGGAGCAUUCGAUAGGUCCUGGUUCCCAGUUAUUAGUGACCGAACUUUAGAAUUGGUGGAAAGGGAUAGUUAUGGUCGAAAAUUUAGCAUCGAUCGAACUCUUGGCUCGACUCGAUAUUUCGCCGUUUUCUCGGAUCCAGUCGUCUAGUAGAAGGAGGGUAGGAACACAGGCUCAUUUCUCGAACAGGGGUUGGUAGUCGAGCCUGUCGGAAGAAAUGACUGCGUGAAAAUUGUAGAUGUGAACAGGCGUUUUUAUGAGUUUUGGGUGAGCAUUUAUCCCCAACUAAAAUAGUCCCUUUUUAAAUUUUGAUUCUAAAUUAACAUUUUCCGGGCUGAAACAAGAACUGGAUUUACGAAACGUUGUAAAAUUACUAAUUGAGAGAUCGUUAUGUUGGAGGGCUGGUAUGAAAUUCUUGUCUAGUCUGAUCUUUAUUGGAUUUUACUUUUUUGGUACCCUUUUUGAAAAAGGUUUUAUUCGAUAAAUAUUUGCGUGUCUUGUUGUAGAAAUACUCAAAAGAUGUUCAAGAAGUAAAGAAAGAGAACCAGGAGGAAAUACGUAAACUACGCCAACAGUGCGAAGACAAAGACGAUAAGAUCAAAACCUUGAACCAUAAACUGGUACAAGAAGCACAGGACAAGUGAGUUCAUUUGAACCGUUUGAUUCAUAUGAAACUUUUUCUAAGGAUUUCAAGGCUUCUGUUUUGUUGUCAAUGAGAAAUUGCUCCAUCGCUUUUAUUUGGAGUCUUUUAUUCGCUCUCUGUUUUACUAGCAUUUUUCCUUGGCUAAGUAGGCGCAAUUUCCAAACUGCAUUUUGCAGAAUAAUACUCAAAAGGGAACCUCUCACCUUGCAGUCUGCGAACGUAGGUUUUGGCGUUGCUUACCACUAGUUUCUCGGUCGUUUGGGAGUCAAAGCAUCAUACCGUAGUGCGCAAGGUCAUCGUUUUGCGGCUGCCGUUGGGGAGUUGAAUAUCGCUAUUUUAAGUUAGUGGUUGUUUAGGGUGCGAGCCGGCCUUCAUUUUUAGCGUUAUAUGACGCAUCCUUGCCUCCGCCCGAGGAAAAAUUUGAGACGAGUCGGGGAGAGAUUUGCUGGGAGUCUGGCACUAAUAAUUUUCAAUGCUCUCGCCGUUUCGCAUUGCUUAAGGCCUCAUCAUUUCCCGCGAGCGAAGAAACGCUCUCAUAGGCUAGAGGUUGUCCAUUUGUCCGUAUUGUCAUUCGGGGAUGUGUCCUUUUUGAGAAGGAACAAGCAACGCUCUAAGGAAGUUCUAGCGCUCGAAACUGGUAGCUUUUCAAAUCUCGUCCCGCGCUUCAUCUAUCUCGAUGAACUUUAAGGAAGUAUUCACGAAGCUUACCUUUCCCACCGACUGACGCUGCACGGGGGCCUCUUAUGUAUUAGCGCCAAACGGUUCUGAAAAUGUGAUUUGAUUGUUUUUUUUUUUCGUCAGAACCAACGUGAUUACCAGUGUUAAAAAAGAGCUGUCAACUGUUAAAGGGCAGUACACAUCAGAGAAGUAAGUCUGCCUCAAUAAUAGCGCCAGUAUAUAAAGGGACGCAAGCCUCCUAUUUUGUUUUGCGUUGGAGAGAAUUUCGUUAUGAAUUGAUAGCCACUGAAAUCACCGAGGUUAGUAUCGGCACGUGUCCGUCAGCUCGGGGCGUUUUGUUCUGAGUUUGAAUCAGAAGAACCUUCUCCCUGAAGGAAAUUUCUGCUCAUGAUUCUGAGUGACACGGUGACUGUAUGGAAAAAGAAAAAAGACGAAAUUUUUAAAUUGUUUUCUCAGAAGCACAAAGUAAAUUAGGGAUUGAUCAUUGAAUUAUUUGAAGAGGCGAUAAGGUUGGCUGUCUUAAUAGGAAAUCACACGCAAAUUUUGAUACUCUUCCUUUUUUCCCCUCCGUCAGGGAUUCCUGGAACAAAGAACGCUCUGAGAAGGACGAGUUGUUAAAAAAUACUAAAGCUCAAAAUCUACAACAACAGGCUAGGGCUCAGGAUGCAGAGGUAAUCUUUUUUCGUGUUCUGCAAGGCACCAAAAUGUUGAGGAAAAGCUGGUUACCAGUACUCUACCGCCGCCUAGAAGACCUCUUACCGCUGUCUGUUGAGCCUGCGAGCAGGCACUCCUGUUUGUUUUUCGCCUUACAUUCACUUUCCGAACACAGCAAAAAAUUUAUGGAAACCCCGGCUUAGGGAGUUAUGCUGACCCUUUACACCCUUACAUUGGUAUUCAUAUUCUCCACACUGUUUACUUAUCAUUCCUCUGGUACUGACAAGGAGAAUUUGUUUGACAAUCAGGCGCUUCCUCAAAAUUGGUGAUCAUUUCCUCUAUUCCCAUGACCUUUACACUUGAUUCAAGGUUGAGACUGUGAGGAGAAACUACAAGUCAGUCUCUCUUAGGGGUUAGAGGGUUUAGAAGGUUGGUCCGUGAAGCCAUUCUCUAUGUGUUGGAACAAUUUCAAUUGAGUGUCGAAAAUAAUCCAGGACAGCUCUGGUUUUCAUUUAGUUCUUUAUAUGAUUGGUCUAGAAAACUCGCGCCACUUUCUCAACCAAUCAAUUUCAAAACUAAAAGCAAUCGCGACUCGGUCACUCGCGUUUUCCCGCGCUUCAUGCAGUUUGCUAGUUUUUACUUCGAUUUCUCAUUGGCUCCUUGUGAUAUUUUCCAAGUUCUAAUUGACUGUUGUGAGUAGUUUGGUUCUGGUUUUACGACACUCAAUCGAAAAGAGCUCUGAUGGGCUAUAUUGUCAACUGAUAUAUUUCUCUUUGCAGAUAAAACUGCUUGAACUUCGCCGUGACGUUGGUUUGAGGUUUCUGGAGAGAGCGUUCCAAGAAUCGCAUAUAACCAUCAAUAAUUUGAUACAAGCUGUGAACGCAAGGUUAGAUUUGUCUGAUUUCGAUGAGUACAUUGAUAAAAACUAUGAGGCUUUAUUUGAAUGUCUUAUCCUAAGUAUUUUUCCUUUAUAGCAUUGAUAUAAAUCUGUUUGUUUUGUCAGAAUUACUGGCCCUAAAGUAGAGGAAGUCGUCACUGCGUGGAAGAAUUACGCUUCUGAAUGCCAUCAGAGAGUCGUGCAAUGCAAGGUACUUGUUGUGAACAUUUUAGGCGUCCUCGGACACACACAGGCAAACAGCCGGGCGAAAGAAGGGUGAAACAGCGAAUUGCGAUUAACGCGAAAGUUAACUUGGCGAGAGGAAGGAGCUACCUCGCUAGUCAAGUAAGAUUUCGCGUCCAGCCGAAACUGCCGUUAAACAGGUUAUCAAUAUGCCAUCAACAUGCUAUCAGACUUAAGAUAGUUUGUUUUUCACUACUCUUAUUCUCACUAAAGGGUGAUCUCUUGCAGACGACAUUCAAUGAGCAAAUUGAUCUGCUAAAAAAUGGCAGAACUUUGUCCAGUUUACCUCAGCUGAACAUCCCCGGACCGCCGCCAUAUCCAGGCAUUCCAGUUCUACAGUCUCUGGUAAGCAAAAUUCCAUCUGCCCACGGCUCCUGGCCUUGUCAUAAGACUCUUUUAAUCUUUUGACUUUCACAAGUAAUCGACAGGCAGUUUGUCCUUUUAACCUCAAUACUAUGUCAAGUAGACAUGAAAUUUAUCAACUCAAAUAAUUCCGCGGUGUGAAACCAAAUUUUCGGGGCUGCGUUGCAGUGAGGAAAUGUAUGACAGUCAAUAAGGAAAGUUAACAAACUGAUCCUAUCUUCUCUUUAAGGUACCCGGACAACAACAAAACCAAACGCAGGCCCAACCGCAGGCCCAGCCGCAGGCUCAGCCCCAGGCCCAGCCCCAGGUACAGGCCCAGCCCCAGGCUCAACCCCAACUGCAGCCCCAGGUUCAACCCCAACUGCAGCCCCAGCCCCCACUGCAACAACACCUUCAACCGCAACUUCAACCUCAAUACCAGCCCUCUCCGGAAAGUAACAUUUUAACACCUGAACCCCCCGUUCCGACCAGCUCUGCUAGUGCUAAUACGGGGGGUCCUUUAGCUGCGGCUCCACUUCCAGUUGUUGCUGCUGUUCCAGUUGGUGCAGAACAGCCUCUGGUUGCUGGUAAUCUUGCAGUGGGUGGUGCAAUGGCAGUCGUACAGGACAAGGCGCGACCAUCAAACAGCUUUGAAAAGAUUAUGCUGCGUCUGUCGACCAUGUAUCCAAACUUUACCAGGUGGGUAAAAUCAUCCUGGUGAAACAAUUUACCAUCGUCGAUUUACCAUCGAAAAUGAUGGCCUCUUGUAUGAGCUCGGUAAACGGAGCUAUACUUUCAGACAUGUCUAGCUCAGAGACUUUUCCAGAAUAGUAAACGUUUUUGAUGUUCAUUUGCCCCCCUCCCAGUUCCAAUGUUGUUAAUUGCCAAUGUGUCCGUUCCACCUUGCGGACCCAGUAAGAGUACUUUUAGCUUUAUUGCCCCAACAGAUUUUUCCACAACUGGUGCCGGGUGUUGUCAGAAUUUAGCUUUCUUUUGUGAUUUCGAUGUCGUUUUCAACAUGCGUUUCACGUUCUUUCGCAGUCAGUCGCAGUUUUUCUCAUAACUAGGCACCGACGUUGAAGUUUCUUCAUUGAUACAUUUCAGUUAAGAAAUUUUAUAUCAGUUUUUUUUUUUCUGAUUAAGGAUUGUUUUAAUGUGUUCCUCACAGGUUGGAAUUGACCGGCUUUAUCAAAGAGGUACGGUCUAACAAACAUGGCUCACUUACUGGAUUGUCACUAGAGGACAUCGUCGCUAGUGUCUCGGAGCUGGUUGAACAGAAAAAGAAGGUAUUUUAAAACAAACUUUGAAAGUUUUUUCGUUUUAGUGGAGUCAUUCAGUUUGCGAUUGACUGUCGAAAAUUUCCCACCAUUGUACUGGUUUUGCUUGAAGUUGACUGUGUUCAGCGAUUCUGUAAGAAGUAUCACUAAAAACACUCAACCAAUCAGGUGCAAAACUCGACCCAAACUCGGUCACUUGCGCUUGGUGCUAGAGAGAUCCUUCCGCUUUUGGGUUUGGUUACCUUUGUUUACGUUGAAUACUCAUUGGCUGCUUGUAUUGUUAAUCCUCGUUCUGAUUGGUUGUUGUGGUUACAGCUUACUUAGGGUUUUGGUUUUGCGACACGUGAUCGAAAGACGCUGUGGCAAGUCGGAGACUUGUUAAAACUGAGCGAUGGGAAAUGGCUCCAUUCUACUAUACUUCACGUUUACUUUUUAAUUUGAAAUAUAACAAUGGCAUCUUGAAGAUUUUGAGAUUUCUUUUCCAUUUCAACGUUGUUUUUUUCUUAAGGAAUAAACCACAGUAACUUUUUUAAGAGUUUUCACAUGUUAUGGAAAUCGUUCCAAAGCGUAGAAUUUACAUUUCAUAUUUUCGGUUUAGAUCGUCAUUAGAUUUUUUUCCCAUGAAAACUGGUGAAAGAUGUAUUUGUAUGGGGAAAAAAUACCUUGGUAAAACUGUCCCUUUAUUUUUUGGGGAAACUUUAAGUCUCGCAACCCGCAACUUCUUCUUGUGCCCUCCCUCCUCAGGCUGGUUUGUUACGCACGACCCCUGUGGCUCAUGCUAAGCAACCUCAAGCACAAAAGACCCAACAAAUCCAGAUCUCUAAGCUAGCCUUAACAGAGGCGGCCAAGAUGGCGAUCGCCACAGGGAGCUACGAGGAAGACCCGUGUGUCAUCUGUCACGAAGACAUGAACGCGUCCAUUGAUAUAGUAACGUUAGAGUGUGGUCACAGAUAUCAUUCACCGGUAAGCUCGUUUUCUCUUUGCAGGUAUUAUUUUCCGUACUAUUUUAGUUGUGGAUAUAUAACUAUGAAUGAUGAUUUUUUUUUUCUGUAUCACGGUUCUUAUGCAUUCCGGAGUGAAAGUCUAAACUCAGUCAGUAGCCUUAAACUAAUUUAAUGUGUUUUCAUGUUCCAGUGUAUCCGAAAGUGGUUGUUGGGGGAACAGAGCACGUGUCCAACUUGUCGUGUUCAUGCCCUUCUUCCAGAUGAAUUCCCUCGUCUCAGGUGAACACUUCUUGAAAGUAUGGGGAAGGCGGGCACCCGUUCAGCGUGUGGUGUUCACGCUCUUCUCGGACAUUAGUACUUCGUGUUCACGUGUACGUCACGUGUUUGUUUAAUAGAUAAAUGGCAAUGUGUAAUGUCGAUGUAUUUGAGGGGCACUCUGGAAACUGCGGAGGCGGAUGAGGAGUUAUCUUCUGUCUGUCUCACUUGAUCUACGAGGAGAACGGCAAGCUAACGCUUUUAAGAGAGUUUUCUUUGAUGGCUUGUUAUACUUGAGUGGAAUUUACACACUCAUUUCAUGGAGAAACCUACACGAGUUUAUCGUUGGAGCCCGUCUACUUAUAUUUUUACCUUUCCGGAAUGUCAUCACCUUGAGGCAGAUCAGAGACAACUAUAUCUGCGUUGUUAAGCUAAGUUACAGAUGAAGUGAGUCUUAAUUAGAAAUAAUUUUAAUUAAAAACCGUAGCUACUUCUACUGUUUGGGCUCUUUUUGCCGAGAUUCGGAUUAGCAUACUAAACGUUUCCUCAUUGACGGACAAUAAGGUUUCUCUAUUAACACAAGAUUUCCAGCCUUAUUUCCUAAUUAACUUCGAAACAUUGGCAAGAACUAUUUGUGCUUACCAUGAAUACGAACAACAUGUUAAUUACUUUUUUAGGAAACAUUUUUAAUUUCGAUUGAAAACAAUAAAGUUGGAAACAGUUUGUUUGCUGACAGGCGUUGGGUUUCAAUGGGCAAACGUCACCGCUUGUCGCAACUUUACCGC